AUGUUGCUAAAUUCAUCUUUUGUUUCACUUCCUAGUUUCUUGAAACCUCAACAACUACCAAAAACUAAAUUUCCUAGUUUAAAUGCUUCUCUCCUUUCAUGUUAUGCUACUAGUUCAAAUAUUUCUCAAAGAAAGUCAGUCAAUUACCAACUCAAUAUUUGGAAUUACGAUAGUUUAUUAUCGUUAAAACACGAUUAUGCGGAUGUCCAGUACGUGAAUAGGAGCAAGAGAUUGCAAGAGGAACUUCUUCGAGAAUUUGGAUAUGAUAUUUCUGCAGAUGUUUUUGAGAGGUUUAAAGACCACACUGGAAAUGGAAAUUUUAAGGCAUGUCUUGUGGAAGAGGUAAAAGGGAUGCUAAGUUUGUAUGAGGCGUCGUUUAUGUCUUAUGAGGGAGAAAACAUUUUGGAUGAGGCAAAUUCCUUCACAAACUUCCACCUUAAAGGAGUUCAUGAUGAUAUAAACAAUUUUCUUUUUGAACAAGUGAAUCAUUCAUUAGAGCUUCCACUACAUCGUAGAUUUCAAAGACUUGAAGCUAGAUGGUAUAUUGAGUUAUAUGGAAAAAGAAAGGAUGCAAAUAAGGUGUUGCUUGAAGCUGCCAAAUUGGAUUUCAACAUUGUGCAAUCAAAUCUACAACAAGAUCUUAUAGAAAUGUCAAGGUGGUGGAAGGGAAUGGGACUAGUUCCAAGGUUAAGCUUUGGUCGUGAUAGACUAAUGGAAUGCUUUUUUUGGGCUGUUGGAAUGGCGCCAUUGGAGCCCAAAUACAGUGAUAUCCGCAAAGCUUUAACUAAAGUAGGUUGUUUAAUAACUUUAAUCGAUGACAUAUAUGAUAUUUAUGGCACUUUGGAUGAAUUAGAGCUUUUCACAACGGCAGUAGAAAGUUGGGAUAUUGAUGCAGUUAAAAUUCUUCCGGAGUACAUGAAGAUAUUCUUUUUAGCACUCUACAACACUGUCAAUGAAUUAGCAUACAAUGCACUUAAAGAAAAUGGACAUGACAUCCUUCCCUACCUCGUCAAAGCGUGGUCUAAUAUGUUGAAAGCAUUUCUACAAGAAGCAAGGUGGUGUGAUGAGAAACACAUGCCAAAGUUUGAUGAGUACCUCAACAACGCAUGGGUGUCUGUGUCUGGUGUUGUUUUACUCACACAUGCCUAUUUUAUACUAAAUCAUACCACAACGAAGGAAGGGCUUGAAAACUUGGAAAAUUGUCGUUUGUUAUUGGAGAGACCCUCCAUUAUUUUUCGACUUUGCAAUGAUUUGGCUACUUCAUCGGCGGAGUUACAAAGAGGUGAAACUGUUAAUUCAAUUACGUGUUACAUGAAAGAAAAUGGUGUUAGUCAGAUGGUUGCUCACAAAUACAUCCAUAAUUUUCUUAAUGAAACUUGGAAGAAGAUGAACAAAGAUCGAGUUACAUAUUCAACUUUUCCAAAACAUUUUCUAGAAACAUUAACCAACCUUGCUAGAAUUUCUCAUUGCACGUAUCAAUAUGGAGAUGGGCAUGGAGCUCCUGAUACCAUAUCAAAGAAUCGAAUAAAGGCCUUAAUACUUGAACCCGUUAAUUAA
Messenger RNA from Vicia faba (fava bean), 1557 nucleotides. The record is from the annotation of a GenBank genome assembly. Lineage: Eukaryota; Viridiplantae; Streptophyta; Magnoliopsida; Fabales; Fabaceae.